Messenger RNA from Heterobilharzia americana, 237 nucleotides. The record is from the annotation of a GenBank genome assembly. Lineage: Eukaryota; Metazoa; Platyhelminthes; Trematoda; Strigeidida; Schistosomatidae.
AUGCGGUCAAAACCCCAUACCCAAGAUUUGAUUCCAAUACCUGAAAGCAGGGGUAAACAACCUUUGGUUCAUUACUCUUGUGACAUGAAUAAGACAUUAGUGAAUACUGUAGUUCACGCGCACACAUUAAAUUUUCGCGGGAAGGGUUUUGGUGAUUUCUUGAAGCACUGUAUAAAAUAUGUGCUCAAGAGUUUCCUAACGUUAAUAUCUCAAACACGAUUUCUACACGUCUCUUGA